Molecule: messenger RNA, 1575 nt
Organism: Mercurialis annua (annual mercury)
Lineage: Eukaryota; Viridiplantae; Streptophyta; Magnoliopsida; Malpighiales; Euphorbiaceae
Product: UDP-glycosyltransferase 89B2-like
Exons: 1
Coding region: 49-1434 (461 amino acids)
Molecular function (GO): UDP-glycosyltransferase activity
Source: RefSeq, a predicted model, not a curated record
CGGAACAUUUUCUUAACCAAAUCAUUCAUUCGCCUUGCUAAUUCCAUCAUGGCACACAUUUUGGUCAUCCCUUUCCUCAGCUCCGGUCACAUUAUUCCUCUCUUAAACCUAACCACAAACCUUCUCAACCGCGGUUUAGUAAUCACCGUCGCCAUCACCCCCAAUAACCUCCAUUUACUCGACCCGCUCCUUUCUUCUUACUCAUCAGCUCAGCUCCGCCAUUUGGUCCUCCCUUUACCGGAAAAUAACACUUUCUCCGUAAACUCAUUCAUCGCUAACAUGCGCUGCAUGCAUGAAACUCACUAUCCUAUCCUCCUUGACUGGUUCAACUCUCACGCUUCUCCUCCUCUCGCUAUUUUAUCCGACUUCUUUCUCGGCUGGACUUACCAUCUCGCUUCUCAGCUCCGGUUGCCACGUCUCGUUUUCUCUCCGUCGGGGGCUUUUCCUUACUCUGUUUUCUCUCAUGUAUGGGAUGAGCUGCCGCAAAACGACAGCGCUGGAGAAGAUUUUGUUGUGUCGUUUAGGAAUAUUCCGAGCUCCCCAUCUUAUCCAUGGUGGCAAAUUACUCCUCUUUAUAGAAUCCCGAGAGAUUCUUCCGAAUGGGAGUUUCUGAGAGAUGGAUUCUUGGCUAAUAUGGCUAGUUGGGGAAUUGUGUUCAACUCGUUUACUGAGUUAGAACGAGUUUAUAUUGACCACGUGAAGAAUGAGUUUGGAAAUGAUCACGUGUGGGCUAUUGGUCCAGGCAUACCGCCGUCCGAUGAUGAUUCUGUUAAUUGCGGAGGGACAAGUUCGGCGCCAUGUCAUGAAGUGCUGACUUGGCUUGACUCUUGUGAAGACCACUCCGUGGUCUAUGUUGCCUUUGGUAGCGAGGUCAUGCUGACGUGUGGGCAAAUGGAUGAGUUGGCAGCUGGACUAGAGAAAAGCGGAGUUAAUUUUAUACUCUGUGUACGGCAACAAGGUGAUCACGGUGUUCUGCCUGAAGGAUUUGAAGAUCGUGUGGCUGGUAGAGGUUCAAUCAUAAGGGGAUGGGCCCCGCAGGUGGCUAUAUUAAGACACCAAUCAGUUGGCGCGUUUCUGACACACUGUGGGUGGAAUUCAGUGCUUGAAGCAAUAUCAGCUGGAGUUCCGAUGCUGACGUGGCCAAUGGGUGCUGACCAGUUUACUAAUGCUCAGUUAUUAGUUGAUGAACUGAAGGUGGGGAUUCGAGUUGGCGAAUCGACUCGAAAAAUACCCGAGUCGAAUGAGUUGGCAAAAAUACUGGCCAAAUCUGUAGAGGCUAAUGUGCCGGAGAGAGUGAGAGUCAAGAAAUUGCAAGAAGCUGCAAUGAGUGCAAUUAAGAAAGGAGGCAGUUCAGAUGUGCAUUUGGAUUCGUUAGUUGAGAGGUUAAAUAAGCUCAAACAUGAUCAUGAAGAUAUUAGUGAUGGUGUUAAUUAAGAGUAUGACAAUAAUUAUAAAAAAAAGAGAGAGUAUGAUAUGACAAUGAAAAAUGGAGAACCACAGGACUAUGCCCCCACAGUUGUUUACUGUUAAAAUUAAAUCUUAUAAAGAUCUCAAUAAUGUUUAAUUAAUUAUUCA